This is a messenger RNA of Pisolithus orientalis, 1383 nucleotides long. RefSeq names its product cytochrome P450. The record is from RefSeq and is a predicted model, not a curated record. The transcript has 13 exons. Bases 1 to 1383 code for a protein of 460 amino acids. Lineage: Eukaryota; Fungi; Basidiomycota; Agaricomycetes; Boletales; Pisolithaceae. Gene Ontology annotation, molecular function: iron ion binding; oxidoreductase activity, acting on paired donors, with incorporation or reduction of molecular oxygen; monooxygenase activity.
AUGUCCGAUUCAUUUAUCCUCAGCGUGACAUGCGCCUGCGCCGCGCUCAUUUUCCCUUGGUUCAUAGCUCGCAAGAGGAACCCACUUCUCCCCUACCCCCCAGGACCUAAAGGAUAUCCAGUUGUUGGAAACGCUUUUGAUAUCAAGUCGAAAACCCCACAACUCACGUAUGCUAAAUGGGGGAAAUUAUACGGAGAUAUCGUGUAUUUUAACGUGUUCGGUCAAGACUUCGUUGUUGUGAUCUCGGAAGAGAUUGCACAUCUUUUGGCUGAUGAACGCUCUACUAUUUACUCGGACCGGCCGGCACUCACCAGACCAAAAAUUGGCGAUGACUGGAAGAUCCAUAGGAAGCUAUUCCAUUCCAGCCUCAAAUCUGAUGUAGUUGAAAGUUUUCACGAUGUAUACUUCAGCAACGCUCGGAAGCUCGUUCAUAAUAUUCAAUGCGAUGCUCCCAAGUUCCUAGAGCAUUUCAAAUUAUUUUCUGGGUCACUUGCACCGGAACUCACGUAUGGGCGGAAGGUAGAAGGCAAGGAUGACGCUUCCAUUCGUUUCGUCACCUCAAUAUUCGAUAUCCUGCGCCGGGGAACCAAGCCAGAAAGUGGUGGUCUGUUAUUGGCGUUUCCUAUAUUGAAACAUUUUCCGUCGUGGUUCCUCGGACUUGGUUUCAAAGCGGAUGCACCACGUUGCAGGGAGAUGAUUGCAACGAUGUCGGAGCUCCCAUUCUGCGAAGCGAAAACACAAUUAGCAUCUGGUACUUUGCAGCAUUGCUUGGUAUCUGACUUUCUUACGUACGAAGGCGCGGAAGAGUCAGCAGCGAGAGAUGCUACAUCAGUUGGGGUUGACCGUUCCUCAGCUACAGCUGAGAGUACUGCUUCCAUCUUGGAGACGCUUGUCCUGAUGAUGGUGCUCCACCCCGAGAUACAAGCUAAAGUCCAUGCGGAACUCGAUGACGUCAUUGGGAAGGGUGUCUUCCCGACCUUCGGGGAUCGGCCGCGAUUACCAUUCUUACAGGCUGUACUUUACGAAGUUAUGAAGUGGAAUCCUGUCUUUCCGCUAGGUAUACCCCAUGCAACCACUACAAGUGACAUCUACGAGGGGUACCAUAUCCCGAAAGGAUGUAUCAUUAUGUUCAACGCAUGGGCCAUGUCUCGUGACUGUUUGGAUCCGGAACGUUUCGAUCCAAGUAGACAUCUUACUUCAGAAGGCCAACUCGCUCCCCAAGCUAAGAAGAACAAUUCUCUUUCUUUGGGUUCGGCGGCAGAUAAUGCGCUCUGGGUCGCAGCGGCGAUGAUUCUUUCCGCUUUUAGAUUCGAGAAGGCCAAGGACGCGUCUGAGAAAGCUAUUCCAGUGGAGCCAGCAUUUGCCAGUGGGCAGGUCAGGUGA